Rangifer tarandus platyrhynchus (Svalbard reindeer) is the source of this 1713-nucleotide messenger RNA. The record is from the annotation of a GenBank genome assembly. Lineage: Eukaryota; Metazoa; Chordata; Mammalia; Artiodactyla; Cervidae.
AUGUCUCGUUUAGAAGCUAAAAAGCCCUCGAUCUGCAGCAGGGAGCCCCUGACGGGCGGGCGCGCCGGGGCCAGCCUGGCGGCCUUGCGGGGCCUCGUCGCGUCGUGCUACGGCCCGGCGGGCAGGCUGAAGCAGCUGCACAACGGCCGCGGCGGCCCCGUGGCCACCACCUCCCGUUCGGCCGCCCUCCUCGCCGGCCUGCCCGUCAGCCACCCGGUGCUGAAGGUCCUGACGGCCGCCGUGCGGAGUCACGUGGCCUGCUUCAGCGACGCCGGCUUAUUCACAGCCAUCCUUUGCUGCAACCUCGUCGAAAAUGUUCAGAGACUAGGCUUGACACCCACCACGGUUAUUAGGUUAAAUAAGCAUCUUUUGAGCCUCUGCACCAGGUACCUGAAAUCUGAGGUCUGUGCUUGCCGAAUCCCAGUCGACUUUGGUAGCACUCAGAUCCUCCUGAGUUUGGUACGCAGCAUAUUAACCAGUAAACCUGCCUGCAUGCUCAUCGCAAAGGAGAUUGACCACAUCAGUACUCUGAUUCUGAGAGCCUUUCUGCUUACCAUUCCAGAGAACGCCCAAGAGCACGUCAUUUUAGGAAAGAGUAUAAUUGUCCCUUUAAAAGGGCAAAGGGUUAUAGAUUCUGCCGUGUUACCCGGAAUACUUAUUGAAGUGUCAGAAGUUCAACUGAAGAAGAUACUACCUAUCAAAAAAUCAGAUUCCUUCAAGGUGGCAGUCUUUUGCGUGUCUUUGUCCGGAGACCUUUCUGAUACUGGAGAAGGAACGCUGUUGGUCAGUUAUGGAGUUUCUCUUGAAAAUGCAGCUCUAGACCAGUUGUUCAACCUAGGAAAACAACUGGUUAGUGACCAUGUAGAUCUUGUCUUGUGUCAAAAAGUUAUACACCCGUCUUUGAAACAGUUUCUCAGAACUCAUCAGAUUAUCGCUGUAGACAGAAUUGGAGUGUCUUUGAUGGAACCCCUGAGUAAAGUGACAGGAACACGGCCUAUUGGUUCCUUGGGCUCAAUCUCUCCCAGUAGUUAUGGAACUGUAAAAGAUUUGUGCAUUGCAAAGUUUGGCUGCAAACAUUUUUUUCAUCUUAUUCCUAACAAAACAACUGUCUGUAGCCUGCUUCUCUGCAACAGAAAUGACACAGCCUGGGAUGAGCUGAAGCUCACGUGUCAAACAGCACUGCAUGCUUUGCAGUUAACAGUCAAGGAACCGUACGUUUUGUUGGGAGGUGGCUGUACUGAAACUCAUUUGGUGGCAUAUAUCAGACACAAGACCCGUAAUGAGCCAGAAAGCAUUCUUCGAGAUGAGAGAUGCUCUCAGACAGAGCUCCAGCUGGUCACUGAAGCGUUCUGCAGUGCACUUGAAUCUCUCGCUGGCUCCUUAGAGCACGACGGAGGUGAAGUUCUUACCGAUGGCAAGUAUGGACACUUCUGGUCAGUUCAGGCCAACUUGCCUUCUGCUGUGAACUGGCCAGAUUUGCCUUCCAGAUGUGGCUGUGGACUCUACAGCAGCCAGGAAGAGCUCAGCUGGUCCUUCCUGAGAAGUGCUCGUCAUCCCUUCCCACCGCAAACCUGCCUUUCCCCUGAAGCCAAAGGCUCAGCCGACACCCUGACCUUGGACUGUUUUACUGCGAAGCUUAGUGGCCUGCAGGUGGCUGUGGAGACUGCCAGUUUGAUUUUGGAUCUUUCAUGUGUCAUUGAAGAUACAAACUGA